This is a messenger RNA of Chaetomium globosum CBS 148.51, 1863 nucleotides long. RefSeq lists its product as uncharacterized. The record is from RefSeq and is a predicted model, not a curated record. Bases 1 to 1863 code for a protein of 620 amino acids. NCBI's taxonomy places the organism in Eukaryota, Fungi, Ascomycota, Sordariomycetes, Sordariales, Chaetomiaceae. The transcript has a single exon.
AUGGCCGAUGAAGAGGCGCCGCAGUUCACUACGCUCGCUGAGCGCAUUGCUGCUCUCAACCAGCAGAAGAACUUCCAGGCUCCCCCAUCAACUGCUGGCAAACGACCCCCACCUCCGCCACCCCCGGUCCGGUCUUUGACCGAAAACGUUACUAGGACGACAUCCGAGACUGUUUCGGCCGAGAAGAGCCCUUCAAUCCCGCCCCGGCCCGUUCGGGCUGCCACCGAGAAGCUGCCGCCACCUCUUCCACGGCGGACCACCGGGCAGGAGAAUGGUGAUCAGCCGCAACCUCCGUCGGGCCGUCCUGGACCCCCUCCGCUGCCGACGCGGAACUCACAGCUUGCGACCCCACCAAAUCUGCCCACGCGCCGCCCUUCUACGCAGACGCUUUCUGUCAGGAGGAACUCAAACGCUUCGGAUAUAUCUCAGCUAUCUACCGUAUCGAGUCUGUCGCUAAGCCAAACCAAUGGGGGGGCCGAGACACAAACACGAAGAAGGCUACCCCCGCCGCUCGAACAAGCCAACCUUCCGCCGCUGCCCCCCAAGGCAAAGGCGAAAGAAGCUGUGAAUGGGAAUAGCACACCCUCGCUACCGCCCAGGCGCAUUGCCGACCCGCCCCCGCCUUCUCAGCCUCCUCGCCUACCCUCGAGGCCGGCCAACUCGCCAGCCAUCGUUCUUCCCGAGCAGGCAUCGCCCGCGCUUCCAGCCCGGCGCAUGGCCCCUCUACCGUCUAGUUUCCGGCCCAAGUCAGCGCUUGAAAGCGGUUUCGGUUCUGGCGCGCGCAAGCCGUCACCUCCCCCAGUACCACCCCCGAUUCCGCUCAGUUCCCGGCCAACUGUCGCCCAAAUUGACGCGGUAGCAAGCCGAACAGCCCCAGCAACAACGGCCCCUCCCAAUGCGUCACCUCAAUCUUGCCUCAUUUGCCGCGACUUCUCUGGCCCGGACACGCUGGCUGCGCAGCACCCCACCUCUUCCAUCCCGCGCGGCGCCGGUGCCGCCGACCCCAUCGACCACCUGGCGUACACACUCUGCGCGCCCUUCUCUUCACCGACGGACAAGGCGCGAGCCAUCUUUGCGUGGAUGCACCACAACAUUGUCUACGACGUGCAUGGGUUCUUCAACAACUGCAUCCCGCGCGGGCUAACCCCAACCGAGACCAUCUUUUCGGGCAAGGCCGUCUGCGAAGGGUACGCGCGCGUGUACGAGGCGAUCGCCGUGCGGGCUGGCCUGGGGUGCGUGGUGGUGACGGGUCACGGUAAGGGUUUCGGGUUCAGCCCCGUCAAGGCCGGACAACCGCCGCCACCGCGCAAGCCCACAGGCCACGCGUGGAACGCCGUGCGCAUCGACGGCGGCGCCUGGAAACUGAUCGAUCCGUGCUGGGGCGCUGGCGCGCUCUGCAACGGCGAGUACUCGCAGCGCUUCGCCGCCGAGUGCUUCACCAUGAGCAACGAGAAAUUCGGCACCCGCCACUUCCCCGCCGACGAGAGGCAUUGGUACCGCGAGGACGGCCGCGCGCUGUCGUGGGAGGAGUACAUCAUGGGCCCCAUCGGCGACGAGCCGGCCGAGUGGAUGGGCGACGCGACGCGGGAAGGGCUCGACGAGAGCAACUUUGCACCGAUGCAGCGGCGCAUCAACGUGAGCAGCGGCGGGACGGUGCGGUUCCAGUUUGCCAAGUUGUGCGAGCACUGGCCGGCCGGAGAGAUCGGCAGGGGUAAACAGUGCUGUCGGGUUAAAGCUCAACGGCAAGGAUGGGGCGAAGGAUCAUAUCGUCCCGCUGGAGAACGACGGGUUCUGGCACUACCUGGACGUGGACGCGCGAGACCUCGGCGCGCCGGGGCAGAAGCUUUUGCUGGUUGCGUUUGA